UCGCCCCGACAUGGCCCCCGGCCGCCUCCCGCUGCCUGCGCUGCUGCUGCCGCUGGCCUGCGCCGCCCUCGCCCCCAGAUCCCUCACAGAGAAGCAGCGCGCCUGCCUGCUGCCCCCCGACGACGGCCCCUGCCGCGCCAUGGUGUCGCGCUGGUACUACAACAGGUACACGCAGAGCUGCCAGGAGUUCACCUACGGGGGCUGCCUGGGCAACGCCAACAACUUCCUCACCUCCGACGACUGCGAGAAGAGAUGCUGGACUAUCAAGAAAGUGCCUAAAAUCUGCCGGAUGGAGGCCGAUGGGGGACCCUGCAGAAGCUACUUCAAAAGAUACGCCUUUAACCUGAGCUCGAUGAGGUGUGAGGAGUUCGUCUAUGGUGGCUGUUAUGGAAAUGACAAUAACUUCAAAGAUCUGCAGUCCUGUGUGGACCACUGCCUGCCAGAGAAAACUGGUCCCUUGUUAUGCUAUAGCCCAAAGGAUGAAGGAUUGUGCUCUUCUUCCGUGACUCGCUAUUACUAUGAUACCAAGAGCAAAACAUGUAAGGAAUUCAAAUACAGUGGCUGUGGUGGAAACGCAAACAACUUUGUUACUGCAACAGAUUGCUACAAUGUUUGUAGAAAAGCAGGGAGUCAGAAGCCAAGGAUCAACAAGCCAACAAAUCUACCCCGCAGAAAAAUGAUGAGAAAACUGGUUAAAAAGCCACAGAUAUAUAACCUGAAGUCCUAAGCCUGGUGUGCAUUUGGAUGUUAGGCAUCUCCUUUUGAAUUAACUUCCCUCUUUGUAAUAUAGUUUCCACACAGUUUUAUCAGCAAAUGGUUCUGUCUUUCAGAACUGCUUUUUAUUUUCCAACUUAUUAGAAAUAACUGCAUUUAAUAGAAGAAGAAUGAACUUAAAUUUCAUUCUCCUGCUCUGUUGUAUUUGCAGUAAUACUUUGGUAAAAAACAAAUACUUAGAUUUCCAUGUUUUUAUGGGGGAAUAUUACUACUGCCUUCAGAGAGUAUUUCAGCUGUUACAAAUCAAUUAAGAUUUGAAAAAUCUAUAGUCUAUCUGCAUGGAUUUUAUGGAUCUAUAUGGAUCUAUAAUCUAUAUGGAUUUUUUUUUGGCAUUUUCUGCUUGUUAAAGAAAUUAAAACUUCCAAAGGUGUGUGCAGACAUUUAUAGCUCUGCUAUUGAAUAUACUUUGGUAUUAUCAUAUGAGUAGACUAUCCUUUAUAGUCAUGUUUAUGGUAAUAGAGAUACUUCCACAAAAUAUCUGUAUUUGACUCUGAAGAAGGUAAUCAAUCAGGUACUUAACUAUUAAAAUGUAAAUAUAGGCAUUACUUUUUUCAUAAUAUCUGAAAUUCCCACAAAAUUGUACUCCAGACCCUCACUUGGCAUGUCAGCAAAUUUCUCUUGAUUUUAAUGGAGCAACAGUGAUUUACAUCUUCAGAGAAUUUUGAUAUUUAUGUUUAUAUUAUCUUUUGUUAAAGAAGAAAAGAAAAAAAGCAGAAAAGGAGAGGCUUCUGCAAAUCUAAUGUAUUCCCACUUUUGAGGUAUUGUUAUAAUUCUUGUGUUAGACUAUGCCUCCAGUGAUAAUAUUGCACUUUUUUUU
Nothoprocta perdicaria is the source of this 1591-nucleotide messenger RNA. RefSeq names its product tissue factor pathway inhibitor 2 (gene TFPI2). Gene Ontology annotation, cellular component: extracellular region. Lineage: Eukaryota; Metazoa; Chordata; Aves; Tinamiformes; Tinamidae. Gene Ontology annotation, molecular function: serine-type endopeptidase inhibitor activity. The transcript has 5 exons. Gene Ontology annotation, biological process: negative regulation of peptidase activity. The record is from RefSeq and is a predicted model, not a curated record. The coding region runs from base 11 to 727 and encodes 238 amino acids.